AUGCCAUUGGGUCCAACGUCGUCGGCACGCUGUUUGGCUUCCCUAUCCAGACCCCUGACACUAACAGUAUGUCGAACUGCCGCGUUUUCGGCCAUAAGAAGGAGUAGCUCCGCGGCCGCUUUGGCCGCCGACCAGGUAAAGCAGCAGGCCGAGGCCACCUACAAGAUCGUGGACCGCGCUGCAGAUUUUGCAGAGAAGCAGGCCCGCCGGCCAGACUUUGACCACUCAGGCACGCCCAUAGAAGUGACAAAGCAGCCUAAUCCCAACUGGCAAUACGGCGACGGCGCGCGAGACUACGACGCAUCAUGGAAGCACCGCGAGGUUGAUCCCUACGCCCCCAAUCGGCCCAUGAUCAGCAACUACAAGCUUCUCGUGUCCGGCAUCGCCCCGCGACCCAUUGGCUUCAUCAGCACCGUCUCGGCCGACGGUCGCACCAAGAACCUGGCGCCGUUUAGCUACUUUCAAGUCGUCGAUCACGAUCCGCCCACCUUUGUCGUGGGCUUCUCCUCGCGGCCCGGCCGCGAAAAGGACACGUACCGCAACCUCCAGGACACGGGCGAGUGUGUCAUCAACACCGUGUCCGAGAGCAUGAUGGAGGCGGUCAACGCCACGUCGCUGGACCCCCCGCAUGGUGUCUCGGAGUGGGCCAUUUCCGGUUUGCACGAGGCUCCCGCGACGACGGUGCGCCCCGGCCGCGUCCACGAGUCGGUCUUCUCCAUCGAGGGCAAGGUCGUCGACGCCAAGGAGCUCGGCCGCGGCAAGCCGGGCAUGAGCGCCGCGGGCGUGGUGCUCAUCCAGGCCACGCGCUUCUGGGUGCGCGAGGACGCCACCAACGACGAGGUCAGCCACAUUGCGCUCGACAAGCUGCGACCGGUCGCCCAGCUGGGCGGCAUGUCAUACGGACGCAUCACCUCGACGUUUGAGCUGCCCAGGAAGCGGUGGGCUGACGAAAAGACAAGCUCUGCGUUGUUGUCUAGCCUCGAGUCAGAUGCGAGUGAAACCUGA
This is a messenger RNA of Beauveria bassiana ARSEF 2860, 1005 nucleotides long. RefSeq names its product nitrilotriacetate monooxygenase component B. The coding region runs from base 1 to 1005 and encodes 334 amino acids. NCBI's taxonomy places the organism in Eukaryota, Fungi, Ascomycota, Sordariomycetes, Hypocreales, Cordycipitaceae. The record is from RefSeq and is a predicted model, not a curated record. Gene Ontology annotation, molecular function: FMN binding. The transcript has 2 exons.